Hydatigera taeniaeformis is the source of this 450-nucleotide messenger RNA. NCBI's taxonomy places the organism in Eukaryota, Metazoa, Platyhelminthes, Cestoda, Cyclophyllidea, Taeniidae. The record is from the annotation of a GenBank genome assembly.
GAUUGCUACGCGGAUAUCAUUCUCGUGGGUCUCAUACUGCGCGGCACCGAUUCCAGCAUGGUGCGGGUGGGCUGGAAAUUCACGAGUCGCGGCAGUGCCUUACCUAACGGAUCCACGAUCGCCAGUGAUAAGCCGUGGGAUUUACUAGCUUCGGAACGCCUCUGCCACCCUGAGGAGAGUCAUCAAUGUGAGGCCGACGAUGAUGUCUUAGCAGAGGGAUCGACGACAGUGGAAAGGGUAGAGGGGUCUUGGAGUCUCGACUCAAUGCUGCACGAGGCCACGGGACGUAUAUGGAAAGCUCGCUGGCUGCGUGUUACCCCGGAAACCACAUUCGGAUCAGGCACAUGGCAAUGCUGGAUCGAAGGACCAGAUUUGUUUGAAAAUAAGUCCAUCGGAGAACGCAGGAGUAAGGACUCACCAACCCCUGAGGCAGAGCAUCAAAUCAAUUAA